Cryptomeria japonica (Japanese cedar) is the source of this 1353-nucleotide messenger RNA. RefSeq names its product LRR receptor-like serine/threonine-protein kinase GSO1. Gene Ontology annotation, molecular function: protein binding. Bases 1 to 1353 code for a protein of 450 amino acids. The record is from RefSeq and is a predicted model, not a curated record. The transcript has a single exon. NCBI's taxonomy places the organism in Eukaryota, Viridiplantae, Streptophyta, Pinopsida, Cupressales, Cupressaceae.
AUGUAUUUUGACUAUAUAGAUUUGCACAAUAAUAGCUUGGAAGGUUCUCUUCCUCUUCCUCCUGCUGGUGGUUAUCUGCUAGAUCUGUCGAUGAAUCAGUUUAAUGGUUCUAUUCCUAGUCACAUCGGUGCGUAUCUUGAAAAUGCAAGGUUCUUAUCCUUGUCGCGGAAUAACCUCAGCGGAGCGAUUCCAGAUUCUAUUUGCACUCCAUAUUUGCAGGUUCUUGACCUUUCAAAAAAUACGCUGAGCAGUGUCAUUCCUCCUCAUUUAACCAGGAAUUGUUCUUCUCUUAGUGUUCUAGAUUUGGCAGAAAAUCAUCUGGAAGGUAAAUUGCCAGCAGAGUGGGGCAACAUUACAAACAUGCAUACAUUGAAGCUCAAUGGUAAUCAUUUGAGAGGAGUUAUUCCCUCAUCCAUUUCAGAAGGCCGAUCUCUGCAAGUAUUGGAUUUGGGAAAUAAUGAUUUGGAAGGCACCCUUCCCCAGUGGAUUGGAAAGCUAUCACAGCUGCAUGUGUUGGUCUUAAGGUCUAAUCAUUUUCAUGGCAGUAUCCCACGCCAGGUAAUUGGCCUUCCGAAUCUUCAAAUUCUGGAUCUUUCUGGCAACCACCUUUCAGGAGCUAUUCCAAGCAACCUUACAAACCUGCUUGCAAUGGUCAAUGCAUCGCAGAAUAAUUCAAACCAUCUCGAAGAAAACAGUUCAAGUGGUGCUACAUAUACAAAUCAGAUCAAAAUUUCCUGCAAAGGCUGGGAUGUUGAAUUUGUGAAAGUUCUCUUUAUUCUUAAAUGUAUUGAUCUUUCAAACAACAGUUUAUCAGGGAGCAUUCCUUUUAAAAUGGGAUCUCUUCAAGGCUUGAUAGCCCUUAACCUUUCAAGGAAUCAUCUCAGUGGCCGAAUCCCAAAAACAUUGGGACACAUGGAACAACUAGAGUCUCUGGACCUCUCGCUAAACAGGUUGAAUGGCAACAUUCCCUUAGAACUUGAGUUCCUGAGUUAUUUGGAGUUCUUGAAUCUAUCUUACAACAUGCUUGAUGGAAAAGUACCCCAUGGAGGACAGUUCCUAACUUUUGGGGAGUCGUCCUACUUAGGAAAUCUUAACCUAAGUGGGAUUCCAUUUACCAAUAUAAGCGUCUGCAACAACUCUUCUGGCUAUGGCAACUGCACAAGUAUUGAGAGAAUUGGUGAAGCAAAGAAUUCAGAUGGUGAAAUGAUAGGAUGGGCAGUCGGACUUGGAUUGAGUUAUGGUUUGGGAUUCUCUGUUGUGAUUGGAGUAUUGAAUUUAAAUAAGAGGGUGAGAAAGAGAGCCUUCGAUUUUUAUGAUGUAAUUUUAGCUAUUGAUGGGUGUAUAAGAGGUUAA